AGCUCUCGCCUGCUCUGAGAACCUGAUCCUUCCCUGCAGUACGUAAUCUGUUUCGAGUGACACUGAGUUUUCCACAGCUUAUAAAUAACGUCUGCUCUGACUUCCAGCAGAUGAGAGCAGAGCGUGAGAGAAUACACACUUUGGGAGAAGUCCUCCAUGGAGGUAGAUGGGAAAAGUUGCAGCCAAGGGAUCUUCCUGCUGCAAAACGUCCGUUAAAAGUCCGUUUGCAACUUUAAAAUAUCUGAAAACUGGAAAACCACAGAUUGAUCUAACGGAGGAACUACUGAGGAAGUUCUCAAGAACUCUUUUUAAGGGCGUCGAACAGAGAAGGAACUAAAGAAGGUUUGGGUUUCUGAGCUGCAUUUCGGCCACUCUUUGGACUUGAAUCUCGAGGUUGGUGAGGGUCUCUAAAGAAUCAAAUCAAGCCCAAUAUCACAAAACACGUUUGUCUCAGUGGGCUUCACAGAUUAGAAGCAAACAACAACAUUGAAGCCAUGGAUGAAUCCACAGAAGGUCGACAGGAAGUGAUGGAAAGCGAGGCUCUCGUUGAGUUCAGAGCAACGUUACAAGCCGCCAUCAGAGAGGUCCACGUUGACGUCAGUGCCUUCAAGCAACGCAUCGAGAAGAGGAUCGGAGAGCUGAUUAUUCCCAACGGACCUUUGGUGGAGGCGGUGAACCGGCUUCAGGAAGAGAACCAGCUACUCAGAGCCAAGAUGGAGGGUCUCGGCCGGCUGGUGGAGAGCAUCGCUGGGAUACAGAUGGAGAGGAAGAACGAGGAGGAGAGUUUAAAGAAUGGACAAAGAGAAGAAAGAGCGGGAAGAUCCGAGUGCAGCCAGUCGAGUCAGUCGAUGUGUUCGGAGGUUUCGGGGUCCAGCGGAGGCUCGAACUCUGCUCCAACGAACAACCCAGCUCCACCUCCAACGAACAACCCAGCUCCACCUCCAACGAACAACCCAGCUCCACCUCCAACGAACAACCCAGCUCCACCUCCAACGAACAACCCAGCUCCACCUCCAUGGAGAGCAAAGAGACACGCUGAUACUAACGGCACUGAAUCAAAGGGAGAGAAACAUGUUGCUGUCCAGGAAAAUGGGAACGCAGAAAGCUCAUCAGUGGACUCAGAGGUCGUUGAAGUUGUUUCCCAGUCCCACCGGUCUCUCACUAAACACACCACAGAGUCUUCUGGAAUAAAUAACUCUCUGCAGUCCAACGUGGAAACCCCCAACAUGCCUGAACCAAAAGAAACUCCAGUUGUUGUUGAACCCCUGCCCCAUCUUCCAGUCACCGCCAUGUUAACCAAAGAGGGUCUGAAAGCCGCCCAGUCCCAUAUUGCAGAAGCUCCAUCAGCUGCGUCUGUAGCGAAGGAGCUGAGGUCUGCGAUGUCUCAGGAUCAGUCUGGAUCAGUUUCUCAGGGUUUGGUUCAUCAUGCUGUCACCGCCUCGACCAGAAUCAGCUCUGAGACUUCACUCAAAUCUGAUCUGAGUCCUGCUGCAAUCCCAGAAUCCCCCAGCAUGAACAGAGGCGGAUACAAUCGAGACGUCGCUGAACCCAAACCACACCUUCCUCUUUCGGCCAUGAGCAAACCCAACACAGAGUCUUCUUCUGCUGUAUCAUCUUCAUCACCUGCUAUAUCAUCUUCAUCACCUGUUGUAACGUCUUCAUCACCUGCUGUAUCUUCUUCACCUGCUGUAUCAUCUUCAUCACCUGCUGUAUCUUCUUCAAGUCUCCCAGCAUCUCAGGAGUCGACCGUAAAGCCGGGGGAAUAUCCCUUUCAGAGAUUACCAGUUCUCAAGACGCCCAGUCCCAGUCUGAAGAGGAGUGUGAGCUUCCCUCAGCCUGCAGAAAAAUUACUUCCCUCCAAAUCUAUCAUCAAAUCUGGUUUCUCACCGAGUUUGGAGAAGAAGGUGAAUAAGGCGCCAGGCGUUGAGUUUAAACAGGAGUUAAUGAAAUCUCAAACGCUGCCUCGCUCUAACAGCGCUCAGGCCAAGAGGGCGCUGUUUGAGAGAAUGAACUCCGAGCCCAUUAAACCAAAGGAUUCGAAGCCGAAGCUGAAGCGCUCUCAGAGUUUCGGACCUUCGAGCGCCAGCGGGAUAAAACAGAUGCUGCUUGAGUGGUGCCGCUCCAAAACCAUCGGAUAUCAGAACAUCGAUAUGCAGAACUUCUCGUCCAGCUGGAGCGAUGGGAUGGCGUUCUGCGCUCUCGUUCACUCCUUCUUCCCGCUGGACUUUGACUACAAUGCGCUGGAACCAAAGAACCGCAAACAGAACCUGCAGCAGGCGUUCACCACCGCAGAGAAGCAGGCGGACUGUCUGCGUCUGAUCGAGGUCGACGACAUGCUGGUGAUGGGCGACAGGCCGGACGCGAUGUGUGUGUUCACCUACGUCCAGUCUCUGUACAACCACCUGAAGACGUUCGAGUAACUCUGUAUCAGAGGAGAUUAUACAUUAAAGGUCACCUAUUAUGCAAAAUUCAUGUCUCUUCUUCAUCAACAUGUGUCCCCUCUUCUUCAUGUCUCUUCUUCAUCAACAUGUGUCCCCUCUUCUUCAUGUCUCUUCUUCAUCAACAUGU
Molecule: messenger RNA, 2568 nt
Organism: Trematomus bernacchii (emerald rockcod)
Lineage: Eukaryota; Metazoa; Chordata; Actinopteri; Perciformes; Nototheniidae
Product: smoothelin-like protein 1
Exons: 12
Coding region: 495-2420 (641 amino acids)
Biological process (GO): actin cytoskeleton organization
Cellular component (GO): filamentous actin; microtubule organizing center
Molecular function (GO): protein binding
Source: RefSeq, a predicted model, not a curated record